GCCGCAGUUCUGCAUUCCGCCACCGGCGCGCGGGGUCUCGCGCACGCUCCAACCGCUGCAGUAGCCGGGUCUCGGUGGGGCGGGGCAGGGCGGGGCGGCUGCAGGGCGCUCUCCGCCGGUGCGGGCGGAGGUGGGAGCGGAGCGGCGCGGCGGGGCCGUGCCGGGCGCGGAGGUGACUGACUGCCCGCCGGUCAGCGGGGAUGCUGCUGCCGCUACCACCGCCGCCGCUGCCGCUUGUGAGGGGGCAGCAGGCGGGCGAGCGGGCGGCCGCGGCGCCCGGCGGUAUGAGUAGCGGCGGGAGCGAUCGCCGAGCCCCGCGGCGGCGCUAGGGGCCACUCCCCGCUCCGGUCGCCACCUGCGAGCCGCGGCGGCCGGUUCAGCUCGCCCGGAGGCGCAGCGCGAAGGAAGGCAGAGCCCCUCCGCCCGCCGGGGGUGCAGCCGGGCCGGCCACAAAGCGCCGCCGCCCGCUCUCCUCCUCCUAGAUCGGCGGCGCUGCCCCCGCCGGCCCACCCGCUCCCGGAGAGGUUGCGGGAGGGAGGGGGCGAGCGCAGCCCCCUUGUCGCCUUGUGGCUGCCCGGUCCAUGGGAGGAGCGGGCCGCCUCCCUCCGGGAAGCGCCGCCGCGGCUCGCCGGGACUGAGCGGGGCGGCCGGCCGCCGGCGCGGAGGGAAGGAUGCCACUGCUGCGGAAGGUGCUGCGGGUCUCCAACCGCUCCAUGCUGGCCUUCAUCUUCUUUUUCUCCUUCUCGUCCUCUUGCCUCUACUUCAUCUAUGUGGCCCCCGGGAUCGCAAACACAUAUCUCUUUAUGGUUCAAGCUCGUGGUAUAAUGUUGAGAGAAAAUGUAAAAACAAUAGGACACAUGAUCAGAUUGUACACUAACAAAAAUACUACACUGAAUGGCACAGAUUAUCCUGAAGGAAGCAAUUCUAGUGACUGUGUUGCUCAAACAACAAUGUAUCUUCCAGAAAACUUCACUUACUCUCCUUACCAGGCUUGUCCAGAGAAGCUGCCUUACAUGAGAGGCCUUAUCGAUGUCAAUAUGAGUGAAAUUAGUUUUGAUGAAAUUCAGCAACUGUUUUCAAAAGAUUUAGAUAUUAAACCAGGAGGACACUGGAAACCAAAAGACUGUAAGCCACGAUGGAAGGUGGCGAUCCUUAUUCCUUUUCGGAAUCGCCAUGAGCAUCUUCCAAUUUUUUUCCGUCAUCUGAUACCUAUGUUGCAGAAUCAGCGUCUGGAAUUUGCCUUCUAUGUUGUUGAACAGACAGGUACACAACCUUUUAAUCGUGCAAUGCUCUUUAAUGUUGGCUUCAAAGAGGCGAUGAAGGAUGCUGCCUGGGACUGCAUAAUAUUUCAUGAUGUGGACCACUUACCUGAAAAUGACCGAAAUUAUUAUGGAUGUGGAGAAAUGCCACGCCAUUUUGCAGCAAAGCUCGACAAAUACAUGUACAUUCUUCCAUACAAUGAGUUCUUCGGUGGUGUGAGUGGCCUGACAGUGGAACAAUUCAAGAAGAUCAAUGGGUUUCCAAAUGCCUUUUGGGGAUGGGGUGGGGAAGAUGAUGAUCUUUGGAACAGGGUUCACUAUGCUGGAUACAAUGUAACAAGACCAGAGGGAGAUUUAGGGAAGUACAAAUCCAUUCCUCAUCAUCACAGGGGUGAAGUCCAGUUUUUAGGAAGAUACAAACUUCUGAGGUAUUCCAGAGAACGUCAGUAUAUUGAUGGGUUGAACAAUUUAAUAUAUAAUCCUAAAAUACUUGUCAGUAGAUUGUAUAAAAAUAUAACUGUUAAUCUCAUACCAGAACUUGCUCCUGUUAGAGACUAUUGAUGGAAGUGAAAUGACAAGCUAUUCUACCAGAAUAAACUUUUAACACUGGAAGCUACUAAUAGAGACUGUAAGACAAAACAAAACCAACAAACAGAAGCUUAGAAUUAGAGAUUUUUGACCAUUUGAUGAUGCAUAUUUGGGAUGAGAAGUAAAGUGAUUGUAUGUACCAUGAAUUUGGUUCUGAAAGAAAAGCCAGCAGCUACUACUCAGAUGUUUACAGCAUGAGACUACUGUUCAAGCCUUCAUUCUUCAUGUUCUCUAUCUUAACCACUCAACUAAGUAAACUGCAGAAAACAGACUUGUAGCUUCUCUGGAAGUAGGAACAGAGACCUCUUCUUCCAGGAAUUUUUUUAUACUAAACCACCACCACCCCUUCCCCCCCAUAUUUAAAUGAAUGCUUUUGUUUCUUUUUAAAACGUGUUUUGUAAAUAUGUGAUGUAAAUUAAUGUGUGUACAUUGCUUUUAAAUUGCUCAAUAUUUUAUGCUUCAGUAUGUAUUUGAGUGUGUUCUCAUUUGAGUUCUAUAGGAAUGUUUUUAUUAGCAUGAAAGAACAAGAGUAAAAUAUAAGUAUGCUUAAAAAAAGGUUAUACCUUAUGUGAAAUGAAGGAAAUAUUAAUUGUUGGCCAGCUAUGACUGUAAACUGUUAUACUAGUUUUGAGCUCUAGGCCUCCUGCACAUCUAUAUAGAAAAAUCAAUUUCAUAUAUGAACUUGUUAGAAAGAAAGCUUUUAAUUUUAUUUAUUGCCAGUAAAACUGUAUGAUACCCUGCCUGCCAUCUAAAUCCUAUUUAUAUGCAUAUUGCAUGUGUAUUACAGAAAAUCUUGCAGUUGUUGCGUAUUAUGAUCUACAGGAACUCUUAAGUGUUUCCAAGUGUGCCACUAGUGUCAAUGUCAGGGAUUUUAAUGCCUAAACAAUGUGUCUGGGUGCGUACAGUAUUUUGGUAUUGUUCUUUUUUUAAAAAAAUCCUGGUAAACAGCACUUUUAUUCCUCCAAAAUCAGAAGAGCCAAAAAUGUGUCUUCUUUGGAAGAAUAUUAAAGUUAGAUUUUUAAGAAAAUAAUAAAACAUAGUUCUAAUAGUUCUAAUGCUUGCAGUGUGGGAUUUUCAGAACAUGGUGUUGGUCAAACUGUUCCGAUGAUGACGACAAUGACAUAAGUGGAACUGAAAGCAGGCCAAUCCCAAGUGUUUUUUUAAAUUCCACCUGUAAUAUAUUAAUCAAUAUAGCUAUUUAAGGGCCUAUUCUGGUAGAGUGCUGAGUGCUUCUAUGAUGCGCUAAAUAUCCUCACAUCGAUGACUUUCAAUGAGAUUGAGGUUGCACAGUCCCACUAAAGAUUGGUCCUGUCUGUUUCUCUAUUUUUGUGGUGUUAUAUGUAUGAGUAACUAGCCUCUUUCCUUGGCUUAUAAUGAAAAGCAUAUCUUAUUUUUUGUUUGCUUGUAAUGUUAUGCUACCUGAAAGUAUCCCACUGCGAAGCAUUAUUAUCUUUUCCUAAUAUUUUUUUACAUCCCUUGUUAAUACUAAGGAAAAGGACUGGAUUGUUUAUUUUCUAUGUUAAUGCAAAGAUAUUGACCAAGAUCUACUAAACUGUUUUGUUUGUCAGUUACUCAACUCUUUAGGAACCAAAGACUGACUUCUGCUCCCAUGAAGAAUGGGAAGCAGUAUAUAAUACGGAUUGUUUAACCAUAGAGUGUUCUGUAAGAGUGUUGACAAUGAAUACUAACUUCAACUCAUUACUAUGUGUUGGUUUCCUGAACUGCUGCCGCAAAUGGUGUGGUGCUUUGUAUAUUUGAGUUUGUUUGCCAUAAACACCUUUUAUUUCUUUGAUGUCCCAGCAGCAAAUUUUGCCCUUAGCCAUUCUUCAGUAAAGUUAUGAGCUUAGUUGUAGGCAUCCCAAAUAUUUAGUAGAAAUGUAAUGAUUUAUUUUAAGUAGUUGAGAACAAUUGUAAGGGAUACUUUAAACUGUAUUGGAAUUACCUUAAAAUCUACCAGUUAAUCCAAUAUGCUUUAGGAAUGAUAUAAUGCAAGGAAGAUAACAAAAAGUGAGCAUAAAGUGAACAAAACAUCUUUCAAAGGCAUGCUUAAGUCGUCUGAGCACCUCCUGAUGUAUUUUUCUAUAACUGAGUGUAGAGAAUAUUCUGAAGCAUUAGUCUUACUUCAUAGCAGACUAAUAAAAUUCUUUAAGAACUGUUGAAUAAAUUUUUAAAUCUGUCGUAAUUUUGAAGUGAUUUCUGAUUUUCAGUACAAAUUCACCUACUCCUUAAUGCCUAUGAUUAGGAAACAUCCUUUGGUACUGUAGGUCUGUACUGUUUUCUGAAGCAUGCUUUUGUGCCCAUUUGUUAGGCAUUCUGUGAAAUUAAUGUGCAAUUUUAAAAAAAUCUAAUGCAUAUAUAUGUAUAUAUACAUACAUAUAUACAUACUAUAUUACACAUAUGCUAUGGCUGAACUAAUAUAACUUUACAGCUCUAAGUGAUUAAUCAUGUAUGGUCUUAGAAAAAUGUGAUUUAAACCAGUAUGUGAAUGGAUUAUAACAAAUAGCUGAGUUCUUAAAAAGUUUACAUUUUGGUGCCCCAAAGUGAUAGAUGUUAAAUUAUGGAUUGUUAACCAACACUAUUCUCUUUUAUCACUUUGUUGGGAAGUUUUAGAAGUUGCCAUCUUAAAUUAAAUCAGAAAUAGUGUUUGUGUACUACCUGCUUAAACUCAGUACUGUUCUGUAGUGAAUUUUAACAUAGACAGUGCCUUCAAACAAAAUAAAUGCGAUGCAGAACUAAAAGUUGUGCACAUUCCUUUUGAUAUUUUCAUGAUUCUUGUAAAAUGUAGAGAGAAACCGGUCACAUUGGCUUUUGCACUGCUGACAAGGCAAAUUAAGGACGUCUUUUCCUCAAGCAGUGAACAUGGAGGGAGAAGAAAGGGAGUAUUUUACAAGAUUCUGAAGGUCUUGCAAAUUAACAAGUAAAAACAUUACAGAAAUAUUAGCAGUGGAAUCUGACUGAUAUGCUAAGAAACUCUUAAGCCCAUUUGCUGUAUUUCAAAUUCAAGGAGGAGAAUAUAAAAUAUAAAAUCCAUUUUGCAAUAGACAGUAUAUUGAAAAGCAAGUGCGAAAUGUCCUUUUUCUUGGAUCUUGCCAGUCUAUUUUUCUAUCAUUAUGUUUACUAAUGACUGUGUUGUGGGUUACUAAUGAGCCAGUUAUUUAAAAAUAAUGAAAGGAUCCAUUGCGUAUCAGCGAGAAGAAGUGUACUUAAGAUUAUUUUAUUUGUAGAGGUAUGUAAGAUAGGCUUAAUGAAAAAUGCACUGAAACAAAUGCUGGGAAUUUCCUGUGUACUAUCAUAGUUUUGGUUUUUUGUUGUUCAUGAAAAUGUUUGUACUUUUUUAUCAUUGUCUUUUAUGAAAUAUAAUGUUCUAAAGAUCG
Phalacrocorax carbo (great cormorant) is the source of this 5221-nucleotide messenger RNA. The record is from RefSeq and is a predicted model, not a curated record. NCBI's taxonomy places the organism in Eukaryota, Metazoa, Chordata, Aves, Suliformes, Phalacrocoracidae.